GUGAACGAACACGAAUGGCCGCUGAUCUGCCGGAAAUUUUUGUUUACAAUCGAAAAAUCACUUGAAAAGCGGAUAAUUUCCGAAUUUCUACUUUUAUCAAGAUGGGAAAACACAAGGAGAAGUCGCACAAACGCGAUCGGGACAGACAUGGUGAGAGUAGUAGCAAGAGGAAGCGAGAUUCUUCGUCAGAAGAUGAGUAUGACCGCAUGGAAAAGGAGCGGCUUCGAGAUCUCAAGGAGCGAGACGAGUUUGCCGAGCGCCUCAAGCAAAAGGAUUUGGACAAGACGAAGAAAGUCGUGGAUAAAAGCAAUACCAAAUCAUAUGAAGAAGCGGCAAAGAGAUUGAAAAUGGAGGCCUUGGAUAGAGACAAUUUGUUGCCUACCUUGAGAAAAGAGUCGAGGCGACAAUAUUUGGCAAAAAGGAAGGAAGAAAAGGUGGAUGAGUUGGAAGCUGACAUUAGGGAUGAUGAAUAUCUCUUUGAUGAAAGAAGUCUGUCGAAACGAGAAAGGGAGGAAAGAGAGCAUAAAAAGAAAUUGCUCCAGCUUGCAAAAGAACAUGACAAAGCGAGGGAGUUGGAAAACAUUCAAAGAUAUCAUAUGCCCGUUGGAAAGAAAGGAGAAGAAGACAAAUAUGUUGAAAUUGACGAGCGAGAAAAGGCUCCACAUUCAGAGCAGAGAAAGUGGGAAGAGGAACAAAUGUCUUCUGCACAAUUCAGAUUUGGGGCCAGGGACGCAGGCAAAAGAAAAACCCAGGACGAGUACGACAUGCUCCUUGAUGAUGAAAUCGAAUUCAUCCAAGCUUUGCAAGAUCCGGGAAACAGGAAGAAAGAUGAAAUGGAAGAGAUUUCGGAGGCCAUGAAAAAGAAAAUGACUAUCGCAGAGACCAAGAAAAGUUUGCCAAUUUUUGCAUACAGAGACGACCUCAUCCAAGCAAUUAAAGACCAUCAAGUGCUGAUUAUUGAGGGCGAAACUGGCUCAGGAAAAACCACUCAAAUUCCCCAGUACCUGCACGAAGCUGGCUUCACAGCCGACAACAAGAAAAUCGGCUGCACUCAGCCUAGGCGUGUAGCUGCUAUGAGUGUUGCAGCCAGAGUAGCCCAAGAAAUGAGUGUAAAAUUAGGAAAUGAGGUUGGGUACAGCAUUCGGUUUGAAGACUGCACUUCCGAGAGAACUAUCAUCAAGUACAUGACUGAUGGAACUUUGCAUAGAGAAUUCCUCUCAGAGCCAGAUCUCCAAGGUUAUAGCGUCAUGAUCAUUGAUGAGGCUCACGAGCGAACACUUCACACAGAUAUUCUAUUUGGCCUAGUGAAAGACAUUGUUCGCUUCAGGUCAGAUUUGAAACUGCUGAUUUCCAGUGCUACUUUGGACGCAGAGAAAUUCUCCGAGUUCUUCGACGAUGCGCCAAUUUUCAGAAUUCCAGGCAGACGAUUCCCAGUGGACAUUUACUACACAAAAGCCCCUGAGGCUGACUAUAUUGAUGCUUGUGUUGUGUCAGUGUUGCAAAUCCACGUCAGUCAGCCUCUGGGAGACGUUCUAGUUUUCCUCACUGGCCAGGACGAGAUUGAAGCUUGCCAAGAGUUGUUGACAGAAAGGUCAAGGCGCUUGGGAAACAAAAUCAAAGAAUUGCUCAUCUUGCCAGUUUACGCAAAUUUGCCAUCAGAAAUGCAGGCAAAAAUCUUUGAGCCAACUCCUCCAGGUGCUAGAAAAGUAGUUUUGGCUACUAACAUUGCUGAAACUUCGCUCACUAUUGACAACAUCAUUUAUGUUAUUGAUCCUGGCUUUUGCAAGCAAAACAACUUUAACUCAAAGACUGGUAUGGAGUCACUUGUGGUAGUCCCCAUUUCGAAGGCUUCAGCAAAUCAGCGGGCAGGCAGGGCAGGUCGGGUUGCCGCUGGUAAAUGUUUCCGUCUUUACACAGCUUGGGCUUACGCUCAUGAGCUGGAAGAGUGCACCGUUCCUGAAAUUCAGAGGAUAAACCUGGGAAAUGCAGUUCUGAUGCUUAAGGCUCUUGGUAUUAAAGACUUGAUGAAUUUCGACUUCCUCGAUCCGCCUCCUCAUGAGUCACUAGUUUUGGCUUUGGAGCAACUGUAUGCUUUGGGGGCACUCAAUCAUGAGGGUGAACUAACCAAAUUAGGUCGGCGAAUGGCUGAAUUUCCUGUUGAUCCGAUGAUGGGAAAAAUGUUAUUGGCUUCAGAAAAGUACAAGUGCUCAGAAGAGAUACUGACAAUUGCAGCAAUGUUGUCAGUAAACAGCUCCCUUUUCUACCGGCCGAAAGACAAAGCCAUUCAUGCUGACACUGCCAGGAAAAAUUUCUUUGCCCAGGGUGGAGAUCACCUGACCCUUUUGAAUGUAUACAAUGAGUGGGCUCAGUCUGAUUUCUCAACACAAUGGUGCUACGAAAAUUAUAUUCAACACAGGUCAAUGAAGAGGGCAAGAGAUGUUAGAGAACAAUUAUCUGGGCUGAUGCAAAGAGUCGAAAUCAAGUUGGAGUCCAAUCCAUCAGAAUCUAUUAAUAUUAGAAAGACCAUCACUGCUGGAUAUUUCUAUCACAUUGCGAGAUUAGGCAAAGGGGGCCAAUACAAAACAGCAAAGCACAACCAGACUGUUACAAUUCACCCUAACAGCUGCUUAUUUGAGGAGUUGCCACGAUGGGUUUUGUAUCACGAACUAGUAGUCACAACUAAGGAGUUCAUGCGACAAGUGACUGAAAUUGAAAGCAAAUGGCUUUUGGAAGUUGCACCGCAUUACUACCAGGCCAGGGAACUGGAGGACUCUACAAACAAGAAGAUGCCGAAGGUAGUUGGAAAGUCAAAAAGCCAAUUAGCAGGCACCUCUGCUUCGUCGUGAUUGUGUGAGUGGUCGAUUGUUGAAUUAAGAUUAAACUUAAAGAAAUACUUAA
Molecule: messenger RNA, 2898 nt
Organism: Neocloeon triangulifer
Lineage: Eukaryota; Metazoa; Arthropoda; Insecta; Ephemeroptera; Baetidae
Gene: l(2)37Cb
Product: pre-mRNA-splicing factor ATP-dependent RNA helicase DHX16
Exons: 13
Coding region: 102-2846 (914 amino acids)
Cellular component (GO): catalytic step 2 spliceosome; intracellular anatomical structure
Molecular function (GO): RNA binding; ATP binding; helicase activity
Source: RefSeq, a predicted model, not a curated record